Molecule: messenger RNA, 1148 nt
Organism: Lactuca saligna
Lineage: Eukaryota; Viridiplantae; Streptophyta; Magnoliopsida; Asterales; Asteraceae
Source: the annotation of a GenBank genome assembly
AUGUUUCUGGUUGCAGUGCCGGCGAUAAAUGGUACGGUCCGGUCGGAUGAAGGCGGGGAUGGUAUCCGUAUGAUAGACUUUAAUGCUUUAUCUUUGAAUAAAGGAGUGGUGAAAGAUUUUUGGAUAGACACAGGGUGGAGUUUUGAAUGGCGUCGUGAGGUUUGCGCAGGUGCUAAGUUGGAUCAGCUUCAAGAUUUGCAAGUGGAGAUACAUCAAAUUCAUUUAAAUUCGAAUAAGGAUUCGUGGGGCUGGCAUCUCGAUGGUGAGGUGGAGUAUUUUGUAGCUUCUCGUAGAGAAGCUUUGGAUGUGGGGCUUUACCAAUUAUGCCGGUUUGAAAUCGGAUUCUUAUGGUGCUGGGACUCCCAAACUUUGAUUUCAAUACCAUUUUGUUUCAAACACCCAACCCUAAAACGCAUCCUCUGUAAUACGACGCCACCUCUCCAUCGACGCAACUUCUUCUACCCUCUCCAUCACCGGUCUCCGGCGCUUCUCCUUCCUUCGCCGGAAUUGCUGUCCCAUCGAAGUCUUCAUUCUGCCUUCUUCAGAUUUUCCUUCUCUAUCACCAGAUUGUGUCACAGAAGAAGCAAAUCUCAAAUGGACAAAAGUAUGCUCGGAGAUCUGGGGAAUCUUCCAGCGGAGGAUCAGGCUCGAAUGGCCACCAUGAUCGACCAGCUUCAAAUCCGUGACAGUUUGAGAAUGUAUAACACGCUUGUGGAGAGAUGCUUUACAGAUUGUGUGGAUACAUUCAGACGCAAAACAUUAGAUAAGCAAGAGGAGACAUGUGUGAGGAGAUGUGCUGAGAAGUUCUUGAAGCAUUCCAUGCGUGUUGGAUUGAGAUUUGCAGAACUCAACCAAGGUGCAGCUACACCAGAUUAAUCCUCCAUAGCAUCUAUGGACCUCACUUUUGUAGUCUAAUAGAGUUGCUUUAGUCUUUCAAGUAAAAACACCAUAAACAUAUAGACUGAGUUUCAUAAAACUUCUUUCCAUUAACGAUUGCUUUUCUCUAUGCUAAUGCUAUUGAUUUUCUUGUGCCCUUCUUCUAUCUGUAUAUUUCACCCUUAGCGUUUGAACCUGUUUUAAUGGUCCAAAAACUAUCAUGUAAUAAACGUACAUUUAUCUAAACCCCUUUAAAAGGCUUGUAAAUGGGU